CCCACUCCUACAUCACUGCAUGUACACACAACCCACUUGGCGAGCAACACAACAGGCAAAUAUCAGUCAGCCUUCACAUGAACCAGACUGACUGACUGGACUCUCUUUGCAGCGCUCAUACCAUCACUGGAAGGAAGGACUACUCUUUUGUGGCUUUUUGUUUGCUGUUUUUUCUCUAAAGCUCUGCUGAUGCUGAGGUGUGUGGGUGACCCCAAGAGAAAAGGAAGCGAAAUAACCAUGUGGAUCCCGACCCCCAGCAUGACUCGCCCUCAGCGGAUGGUCCUGUACGGGACAUGCGUGGUGGCGGUGUUGAAUUCUGUAGGUCUCCUGGUGCUCCUGGUCCAGCAGAACCAGCAGCAAGUCUGGCUGAAGCAAGCAGGGUCCAGGCUGGCAGAGGUGGAGCAGAGCUCGGUGGUGGAGUUCCUCCAGGAAGUGCCAAGAGAACGAGCGGGGAUGCAGGGGGCCCUCGGGAAGCCUCAGUAUCAAUACUCCAGGAAUAAGAGGAGUGAUGCCCAGGAGCAGGAAAGGGAGUUGGAGAAGGAGGCGCAUCAGGAGGAGAUCCACCAGCAGGAGGUCAGCCAGGAAGUAGGAGAGAAGGCGAAGACGAAGCAUCAUACGAAACACAAGCAGCGUCAUAACCGUCAUCACGUGCAGGAUGACAUGAUGAUGAUGCUCACUUACUCUAUGGUGCCGAUUAAAUUGUUGAUGGACAUUUGUAACAGCACCCAGGGAGUCUGCAUCGCCGGACCCCCAGGACCACCUGGUCUGCCAGGUGCGGACGGGAUACCUGGGACUAACGGGACUGAUGGCGUCCCUGGGAUCAAUGGGACUCCCGGUGCUGAUGGCAAACGAGGGAAAAGAGGACUACAAGGUGAGAAGGGAGAAACUGGGGAUAAAGGAGAUGGAGGAGAGCCCGGUCCCCCUGGAGAGAAUGGCCAAGCUUCCAAUGAUGUCAUCAUCGAGGGUCCUCCUGGACCGAUCGGGCCUCCCGGACCAAUGGGGCCCCCUGGACCGCCAGGACCUCAAGGGCCCUUAAGAACGAGGCACCACAGAGCCCAUCUGCAGGCAGUUCAGACCAUGGAACCACUAGAUUCUAUUCCUAAUGACGAGACAUCAUUCACCAAAGGUACAAGUAAAGCUUACGAGAAGGCAUCGAGGACCAAUGAGUGCAUAAUAAAGUCACUGAUCAACCCCAGAAAUGUGACAAAGAUGGAGAACACCUUUGGUACAUGGAUGAAAGACACUGCUUUGCUCAACGAUGAACGCAUUUGGGUUGCAGAACACUUUUCGGGUCGUGUGCUGAAGGAGUAUCGGAACGUUGCUUCUCUCCGGUCCAACAGCAGCGAGGCAGUGAAUGUUCGGAAGUUCUAUCAGGGCUGUGGUCACACGGUGCACAAUGGCUCCUUUUACUAUCAGAUUGCUGGCACAUGCAGCAUUGCCAGAUUUGACUUCCACACCCAGAAGCUUCACACGCUCACGAUAGAGAACGCUCUCUACCACAACCUGGCCUAUCUGCUGCACAACUCCAAGACCUACUUCAAACUGGCGGCCGACGAGAACGGCCUGUGGCUGAUCUUUGCCUCCAGCGUGGACGAGAGCAUCGUGGUAGCCCAGCUGGACCAGAAAACCUUCUCCAUCACCUCCCAUAUCAACACCACCUAUCCCCGCACCAAGGCUGGUAACGCCUUCAUUGCCUGCGGGGUUCUGUACGUUACAGACACCAAGGACACAAGAGUCACUUUUGCUUACGAUCUUCUCAAGGGCAAACCAGUCAAUGUAACCUUUGACCUGAGGCCUCCAGGAGGAGUGCUGGCUAUGCUGUCCUAUAGUCCCAAGGAUAGACAUCUGUACGUGUGGGACAACAGCUUUGUCAAGCUCUAUGUGGUCCACUUCAUCUCGGAUGACUAAAUAACGCUGAUAACUAAACUCUCAGUUUUUACAAACUGUUGAGGUUAUGCAGGAAGUGGAAAUUAUGGUUUCAGUUGGCCAAUAGGCAAGUGUGUCAAAAGAACAGUGCCGUCUUCCCAAUCUACAUCACAACUCAUUUUUUUCACCAUGCGUAUCAAUCAAAACAUAUUCUUACCUACAUUUUCCAAGCUAUGUUCAACUAUUUGCAUGAUUGUAUUCUAUAUUCUGUACAUACCUUUGUAUUUGUGAAUGACCUUUACCAUUAGGAGUGCACAAAAAAUGGUUUCGCAUCCGAAUCACAAUUCAUGUUUAUCCCGAUUGUAAAUCAAUUAAUAAUUUUCAUAAAUGUAUUUCAAUGUUUUUUUAUUUUUAAUAUGAAUCCAUUUUUAAAAUAUGUUUUAAGGCCAUUUCUCUGCAACCAGUAGUUUUUCUAACCUCUGACCUGUUUUGAAAAAGUUCCAUUGCAAUUAUUAUACCAAAUAAUACAUUGUGAGAAUCUGUUUGAAUCAGGAAUCGUGUUGAAUCGAGUAUCGAUUCUGAAUCGAAUCGUCACCACAGCUCAAUGGUCUCUCCCUAGCUUACAUCAAAGAUCUCCUGGACCAACCCACCAGCUCCAGGCUUGGUCGUUGCCUUAGAUCUGACAACCAGAUGACCCUGAAGGUCCCACGGUCAAACCUAGUGACAAAGGGAGACCAUGCUUUCUCAGUGAUGGCACCAAUGCUAUGGAAUAAGCUCCCUCUGAAAAUUAAGUCCGCUACCACUCUGGACUCUUAGAGCACAGCAUAAAACUCACCUCUUUACCGCAGAUGACUUUGAUUUAUGUGUUCAUUGUGAGUCUUAAAUGUUUAGUUUAGAUUCCUUUGUGUGUCUCAGUCUCUGUUUCUGUUUUGUUUCUCUACUCGGGCUGAUGUAACAGUUGGUUGGGGGGCGCAUAAUAAAUGAAAAUAACAUAACAUAACAUAACACAGAAAUCAAUUGAAUUGCUAGGUGACCAAAGAUUCACACCCCUAUUUACCGUGUUUCCUCAAAUAGUGGCCUCCAAUCUAAUAGUCUCAAUUAUUGGGAAACAAAUAUGUGCAUCUCUUCAAAUAGUAACAUGUGAACUCUGUUGCUACAACAAACAAACUACACAGGGAGAUACUUUUGUCUUUCAGCUGCAUUUAAAGGGGAACUGCACUUUUUGCCAUCAUUCACAAUCCUUAUGUGAGACAAGAACACACAUCUUUGCCCUUUUCUGUAUUUUCUAAAUCAUAAAAGAUUGCAUUUAAGAGGCGGCUAACAAUGCAGGUAAUGGGGAUACGAUUCCGCCUGUAAACCACUCCAAAAGCAUCCAAAAACCUCCUAUACCAGGGGUGGCCAACCAGUCAGUCUGUGUUACCACAAAGCGCCACAUUUUACAUAUGGGCACACAUUAGGCUGACCAUAUUCUCAAAUCCCAAAAAGAGGACACAUAUAUGCUUGCCAAGGCGAGCAGCACGCCAAGGCCAGGACUAGGUGAACAUUUGCCAAUGAUACACGAACAUGCUUUAUAUCGUAUUUUUCGGAUUAUAUGUCGCAGUUUGUUUUUUUUAUAGUUUGGCCGUGGGUGCGACAUAUACUCCGGAGCGACUUAUGUGUGAAAUUAUUAAAACAUUACCGUAAAAUAUCAAAUAAUAUUAUUUAUUUAUCUCAUUCGCGUAAGAGACGAAGCAAAUGUCCGCAGUCGCCACGCACACGUCAGCAAUCGUCACACACGUCAACCAAUAAGAAUUCGGCGGGGGCGGGUCAUGGCAGAAGUGCAUUGUGGGUCAUGGCAUAAGUGUAUUGUGGGUCAUGGGAUGCUAACUGCUGCUACAUCCUUAGCUAUAAAAAUGGAUUAUUUCAACAUUGGCGGUAACUUAUAAAAACAGAGAAGGGCUGAACUAAAAUGGCACCGAAAAGGAAAUCAUAUACUGCAGAUUACAAGCUGGACGUAGUGAAAUAUGCAGCAGAAAACGGCGAUCGAGCAGCAGAAAGAAAGGACAUACCAGGGGCGACACCGGGGAGGAAGACUUCAUGGGAUUUAGCGAUCGGGUGUGACAGAUUGUUUGGUAAACGUAUAGCAUGUUCCAGUGACGUGCAGUCACUAGAGGCAGGUGAGGCGGGGCCUCACCUGCCAUCAUGGAAAGAAAAAAAAUGUAAAAAGAAAAAAAAAAUUAAAUUGUUAUAUGUAUCCAGUGAUUAUACUAUAAAGUUAUUUUCCAUUUAA
Molecule: messenger RNA, 4135 nt
Organism: Nerophis lumbriciformis (worm pipefish)
Lineage: Eukaryota; Metazoa; Chordata; Actinopteri; Syngnathiformes; Syngnathidae
Gene: gldn
Product: gliomedin
Biological process (GO): signal transduction
Cellular component (GO): cell surface
Source: RefSeq, a predicted model, not a curated record